UGUAUCAUGGCUCGGAUCAAAACGACGCUUGUUGUGUAUUUAAUUCUUAAUAUUUAUAUACACAAAACAAUAGGGCAAACUUGUUCCAAUGGACGAACUAGAGGCGAAGGAAACCCAGAGUCAAAGGAUGACAGAAUAGACACGUUCGGGACAGGAUUAGGAAUCCUAUUAGAUGCUACAGACAAUGAAUACAUGAUCAACUGUUGUGGAGUUGUUUCGAGGUGGGAGUUUUACGUCAAAACAAACCCAGGAACAGUACAGCUACAGAUAUGGCGGCCAGAGGGGGGAGGGCAGUUUAAACUGAUGGGGGAGAACAGUUACACAGUGGCAGUUGGAGACGAAGACGACGAAUUUCUGUACACGGUUCCAACAAACGAGAGGAUUUCGGUACAAAACGGGGACUACAUUGGAUUUUACACGGCUGGACAGCCCAUGAUCUCUCACAAGGUUGAAGGAGAUGGUUCUGAUGGAUAUACCUACUCUACAACCAUAGGCGCCCAGACUGUGGGCACCUCAUACAACUGGGGAUCUCAAACUGCCGAUACCAGAAAGGAAUACGCUAUCAAUGUUCAGCUGCAUCCUGGUAAUUCACCAUCGCUCUCUAAUCUGGACGCCACUGUUACUUUUCCGGAUAAUACUGUCGCCAACACUCUGAUGUUUACAGUGACCUGGAGUGACAGCGACCCUCUUGAUAUCCUAACUGCUGUCAUGACAACAACAACAACAUCCUUCUCAUUUGAUACCGCAAAUGGAGAGGUGAAAAAUACAGGAGCACUGCCGAAUGGAAACAAUCGACUGUCAUUCAGAGUAACUGACGACUGUGGAAGAUCAGACACAGGGACCCUGACAAUAUCCGUCUCAAACAGUGUACCUGUGAUAACCAACUUGCCGGCUACAGCGGACAUUACAGAAGAUCAUGCCAGCGAGCAGCUUCUAUACACCCUUACCGUCACCGACGCCUCUCUUGCAGACACCAUAACUUGUAGUAUCGCCAAUUCUAAUCCCACCACAACCAAUUUCUUCUCCAGGAUAGUUUCUGGUUCCACAAACUAUGGUAUUUAUAUAAAGGCCCAACCGUCGCUCUCAUAUGACACAGCUCGUCAGUAUGUACUGACCAUUUCGUGUACGGACACAAAAGACACAGCUCAGGGGACAUUUACUGUGUACGUCACGAGGAACAACCCGCCGGUGUUUACCAACCUUCAAGCCACGAAAACUAUAGCCUCAUCCACUACUACUACUGGUUCUGUUAUAUACACGGUGUCGUCAACAGAUUCCGAUUCAAACCAGCUUUAUUAUAACAUGACGUGUUCUCCCACGGGUUGUCCAUUCACAAUUCAUAACUCAGGAGAAAUUCUGGCUACCUCGGAUUUAUCGCAGCAUACUGUGCCAGGCUAUGAUUUAUACGUGUACGUUAGUGAUGGGAAAACUCUUGUAGGACCAAGAACACUCACUGUUAUAAUUACUGGUAUAAACUCGGCCCCCGUGAUAGUUAACUUACCCCUGGCGGCGCCCAUUACUGUGCAGGAGAACUCCGCUCUCUCUAUGUCCGUAUUCCAAGUCUCCGUGUCUGACGUGAACUCGGCUGACACCCAUACCUACGCUGCCUCUUACAACCCUAGUCUGGGAUCCACACUUUUAUCACUCAACACGGCUACUGGCCUUAUAUCCACCUCAUCCACACAAAGCAUUAACUAUGAGUCUGUGUCUACCACCGCCACGACUUACGUCAUCAUUAUCACCGCCACCGACGGACAAGCUACCGCCACAGGCACGCUCAGUGUCGUUAUCACUGAUCAAAACGAGGCGCCCGUGUUCGGAAAAGAUUCUUACGCCAUUUCUGGCAACGAAGGAUCGGCUGGGGCAACUGUGGGAAAUCCUUCAUUUGAUGUCACUGAUCCUGACGCUGGUGAAACUUUGUCCUACUCAAUUGAUUGUCCAACGUUUGUUAUGAAUCCAAGCACAGGAAGUGUAACGUUUAGCCAUGAUUACGAUUUGGAUACAACUGGUACAGCCUCCACUGUCACGUGCACUGUGACUGUCACAGACGGAGAUCUGUCAGACACAGCAUCAUUGGUUGUUACCAUCAAUGACGUCAACGAUAACACGCCCACUUUCGGAAGCUCCACCUACACCUUUUACGCUCAGCCUAGUACAGGCGUUGGAACAGUUCUUGGAUCUAUAGCAGCCACAGAUGGUGAUGUGGGAUCAUUCGGCACUGUGUCUUACACAAUAGACCAGACAAGUUUAGGAUACGAGUACUUCGGUGUACAAAGUAACGGGGACUUUUACGUGAAGAAUGGCCUGACUUCCUUUUCCUCUGGAACAACCGUCACAAUAACGGCUACUGCACAGGACUCGGGGGGACUUCAAGACACGGCCCCUGUGACUAUUGUUAUUCCUGAAUCCACCACUGCUGCACCUACAACCACCACUGACCGUCACGUGACGUUCCUAGAGGACUCUCGGAAUAUAGCCUGGGUGACAGUAGCGAGUGUUCUACUGGCCGGUCUGGUUAUAUUCUGGGGCUAUCUGUUUGCUCGGUUUGGUAGCUUUCCUUGUAAGAAUGGUUCCUACAAACCAAACGCUAAAAAAAUAAGUCGGUGGCCUCCCUUUGACCACAACGAAAAUGUCAGAAUAUCAAAAAAAAAACCUACCAAACACAGCUGGAAGAAUGCAUCAUGGGAUACGAAUUUCAAGUAUGGGCAUGACAUAGCACAACAUGUUUAAUUCCAAAUAUACGGGAGACUGGUACAUUCAUUCAAUGUCCAAUGACAGCAUCCCAACCUACCCAAUUAGAACUUUGAAGAGACUCAGAAAAGGAACUUCGUAUUUUACCAACAUCACCAUUAUAAAAAACAUGUUUGCAACUCAUGUCUAUUCAAUUCACUUCGACGCAGUGAAAUUCAUGAAGAAUCUUAGUUAUGCCUUCAUCUUAUUUGUCAUAUGUCAAAUGACUAAUAUUUGUAUGUAACAUGUAUAAGUAGCAUGUGUGAAUAAAAAGAGAGACUAGGCAUAAGUUUUCGUAUUUCACCCAAGCCGAUUACUUUCUGUAUUUUGAAAAAGGAUUAUUCGGUAUUCGUCUUGAAAUGUGCCUGAAUGUAGAAAGCAAACAUCACUCAUUUUCAAAACUACUGGUGAAAUUCUGUAAACUUUGUCUUCAUUCAUCAUUAGCUAGAAGAUUUUUAAGUUCGUGCUUUCUUCCAAAGGGAAGACUUUCUAUGGCUCAUCAAAAAUACAAUAGAAUCUCAAGGAAUACUGAAACAAUAUUAAGACAAACAUUAAAGCUGCGUUUUUGUAUUGUAAAUGUAAAUAUUGUUUUGCUUAAUUUAAAUGUAGAUUCUAAUGAGGUCACAUAUUGAAGCUUUUCAAAAUUUUUCUUUCUUAAAGUUCAGUGUUAUAAAUAAACGAUAAAACAUGAACAA
This is a messenger RNA of Saccostrea cuccullata (small rock oyster), 3425 nucleotides long. Its product is annotated as protocadherin Fat 4-like. The record is from RefSeq and is a predicted model, not a curated record. Gene Ontology annotation, molecular function: calcium ion binding. Gene Ontology annotation, biological process: homophilic cell-cell adhesion. Gene Ontology annotation, cellular component: plasma membrane. Bases 7 to 2730 code for a protein of 907 amino acids. NCBI's taxonomy places the organism in Eukaryota, Metazoa, Mollusca, Bivalvia, Ostreida, Ostreidae. The transcript is spliced from 20 exons.